GGCCGCCUCAAUCUAGAUCUAGAUCUCCUGCGUCUCCCGGCCCGGCCAUGCCACAUGCCUCGCGCCCUGCACCGCUCUCGUGUCCCGCAGCCGCCGGACAGCCUUUGAGAGCUGCAGACGCUCGCCGCCAUGGCUGCUGCCAUCCUGCCCUCCGCCGAUGAGGGCGACGCCGUCGGCCUCCUGCACGGCAACCACUCGCCCGCCCUCGACGUGGAGCAGCAGAACUCGCUGGCCGAGUUCGACUCCCUCACCAUCAUCGAGGUUCUCGACCAGGAUUCCCGCCCGACUUUUGUCAUCGACCUCGAUCCAGACGAGUCCAUCACCAUCGGCGCGUCCCGCAUCGCCCCCAUCUUUUGCAAUGCCGCUCUCCGCUCGCACGAGAAGCUGGCAGACACCAUCGUCGGCACCGAUGGCACUGCAGACCCAGCGCUCUAUGAGGAGUUCAGCGCCUGGGCCACUGGUGUCACCAAGUUCGACGACUCCAAGGAUGUCUUCCCCCUCUCUUUUCUCUUCAACGGCAUGCUCUGGACCGGCUCGACGGUGAGGCGGCGGUGGAGGCUCAUCAGUGGCAACCUCCUCAGCGCCACAGAAGACCGUCCCGUCACGCCUUUGCAGCCCUCAAAGGACAGUAUCAUCAAUCCCAAGCCGGCCGCAACCGAACCGGCGGCUCUGGUCUCUGUUUCCACCGCCACUAUAGAAAAGUCGGCUGAGCAAGUCAAGCAGUCUGCCGCCGGCACAGUUACGAGCUCAAGCGACACGGGCACAACCACUUCCUCGAAACGCCUCUUCCUCGCAUCUCCAGAAAAGGCUGUCGCCGACUGGACAUCAGACGUCACGACCGGCUACCUUACUCCUCACAUAGCCUUUGCCAGGAAUUUCGACUGGGGGGCCACUCCUCUUGGUCCGAUGAGCAGCUGGUCCGCCGAGUUCCGUCAGAUUGUCAAUCUGGUCAUGAACAAUCCGCAUCCUGCUUCCCUCUUCUGGGGACCAGAGCUCAACAUGCUGUAUAACGAGGCUUAUGCGAAUGAGGUUGCUGGCAAUAAGCAUCCCGGUCUCAUGGGCACCGGCUUCUCUGGGCCAUUCUCAGAACUCUGGGACGCGGUGAGCCCGCUCUUCGCCGAGUGUGCGCGAACAGGGAUUAGUAUCCGUAAGGAGGACGACUACCUCCCCAUUCACAGACAUGGCUUCCUGGAGGAGACGUUCUACUCUUGGUCGUGGACACCACUUUAUGGAGGCACAAGAAAGAUCUUGGGCUUCUACAACGCCCCCUUUGAGACAACCCAAGCCGUCCUCCACCAUCGGAGAACACAGACUGUCAGCAGAGUCGGGACGGCAGUGUCCAGAGCCAAGACACUGAAGCAGUUUUGGAAGCUGAUCCUGGAAAGUCUGGAGGAGAACCAUUUUGAUGUGCCGUUUGCACUACUAUACUCUGUUGGAGAUGGCUCUGAAGAGGACUUGUCCUCCGUGUCUUCUGGUAGCACCAUGUCGCGGAGGUCCUGUUUCUUUGAAGGCGCCAUCGGUAUCCCUGACGGCCACCCAGCGAUUCCCCGGCAGCUGGACCUCAAGCGUAGCAGCGAGGGGUUUGUCCCGGCUUUCCGUGACGCUAUGCGCACGCGAGAACCGACUAUACUUCACACGCGUGAUGGUACAUUACCAGAGCCGCUGCUAGACGGCAUCGAGUGGCGCGGGUUCGGCGAUCCAUGCAAUGAUGCCAUCAUAUUUCCCAUUCGUCCCACUAACGGAGAACUGGUCAUGGCGUUCCUCCUUGUCGGCAUCAACCCCCGGCGGCCAUACGAUGACGAGUACAGGGCCUUCACGAAUAUUCUCAACCGCCAGCUGGCGACAUCGCUGGCGUCAUUUAUGCUAUGGCAAGAGGAAGUCCGCCGCAGCAAAGAUGCCGCAGAGGCAGCAGCAUUGGAGCAGAAAGAGCUUGAGCAGCAGUUGGCAUUGCAGACCAGCCGAUUGCGGCGCAUGACCGAGCUCUCACCACAGGGCAUGUUCCUCCUCGACACAGAGGGUACUCUUCGUGAAGCCAACGACAGAUAUUUUGAGAUGACUGGCCAUCCACGAGAUCAGCUGCAUGAGAUGUCUUUUCUUGAGCAGAUUGACCCACGUAGCAUACCCGACAUGGAAGUCGGUUGGCGGAAGUUGACAGAGCAGCGGUUGCCAUGGUCAGGAGACCUCCUCAUGAAGAAAGUGCUCGUGCACCCGGUCGACGUCGAAGGUCAGGACAUAGACUACUGGGUAUUCCUGACGGCGAUCCCAGACUAUGCCCCGGACGGGUCUGUCCGCUCCGUCAUGGGAUCUCUGAUAGAUGUAUCAGAGGUCAAGUGGGCACAGAAUGUGCAGAACCGCAGACUACAAGAAGCGGAGGAGACCCGCAGACAGCAGAAUGAAUUCAUCGACAUCACCUCGCACGAGAUGCGCAACCCUCUUAGCGCGAUCCUGCAGUGUGCGGACGAUAUCCUGUCCACACUGCAGCAGCACCAGGCCGAGUCGAACCCGCCUUCAAUCGACGCCAUCCGCAGCUGUCUCGAGGCGGCGCACACAAUCUCAAUCUGUGUGCAACACCAAAAGUCUAUUGUCGAUGACAUCCUAACCGUGUCCAAGCUGGAUUCGAAUCUGCUGGUGAUCACACCCGUCCCUGCUCAGCCUGUGCAGGUUGUGAAGCGUGCCCUCAAGAUGUUCGAACCCGAGCUGCAGGCCAAGGAUAUCAAGAUGACAUGCGAGGUCCAAGACUCGUUUGAGGAGCUCAAGGUCAGCUGGCUCGUCUUCGACCCCAGCCGCAUCCUCCAGAUCCUUAUCAACCUGGUCACCAAUGCCAUCAAGUUCACGGCGGGCUCCCCCAAGCGGGCGAUUACUGUUUCCGUGGGCGUGACCCGCGAGGCUCCUCUCUUCAGCGCCAUACCCAACUUCUUGUACAUCCCGCCUAGAUCGCAGAAUUCGCAAGUUACCAAUGGCGACAACUGGGGCGAGGGCGAAGAGCUUUUCUUGCGCUUCAAGGUCCACGACACGGGCUGUGGGCUCACGCCGGAGGAGAUCAAGGUCCUUUUCCAACGCUUCUCACAAGCCUCUCCGCGCACCCAUGCAGUUUAUGGUGGCAGCGGCUUGGGACUCUUUAUUUCUCGACAACUUACAGAAUUACACGGAGGGCAGAUCGGUGUUGCGUCCGAGGCCCAGGCCGGCAGCGUGUUUGGUUUCUUUAUCCAGGCUCGGCGCACAUCGCCGCCAAGCGAUGGAGCAAGUUCUGGGCCGAUGGAUCUCGUACUUCCCAUCGAACGAGAGCUGGGCGGCGGCGACUCGCUCAAUCAGCCCGUGGCCCCUCUGCGCCAGGAUCUGGCAGGCUCAACACCAGGUGCCGACCUUGUCGCCUCUAGAGCAGGUGCGCCUUUUGACCCCAAGGAUCUCGAGGUUCUCGUGGUCGAGGACAAUCUGGUGAACCAGAACGUACUAGUGAAGCAGCUUCGCAAGCACAAGAUGGGAGUGAGCGUGGCCAAUGAUGGUCUCGAGGCACUUGCAUUCCUCGAAGGCACAAGCUUCCGCCUGGGGCCCGGCAACGGGCGCCGGCUCUCCGUCAUCCUGAUGGACCUCGAAAUGCCCAACAUGGAUGGCCUCACGUGCGUACGCGAGAUCCGCAAGAUGCAGGAAUCGGGAGCCAUACAGUCGCAUGUGCCGGUCAUUGCGGUCACGGCCAACGUGCGCGACGAGCAUAUUGCGACGGCGAAGCGCAGUGGCAUGGACGAUGUCGUCUCCAAGCCGUUUAGAAUACCGGACUUGCUGAAGAAGAUUGAGGUCCUGCUCGCGGAUCUGGCGACCAAGGAGCAGGUGGCCAGUACGACCACGGCAGCGGCAGCGGCAAUAGCUGCGGCCAGCUCGAACGUCGGAGUACAAACUGAGAAGACUAGCCAAGGGGAGGACAGUAGAGGCGAUCUCAGUCGGACGCAUACCGUAUGA
Molecule: messenger RNA, 3954 nt
Organism: Microdochium trichocladiopsis
Lineage: Eukaryota; Fungi; Ascomycota; Sordariomycetes; Xylariales; Microdochiaceae
Product: aerobic respiration control sensor protein arcB
Exons: 2
Coding region: 130-3954 (1274 amino acids)
Biological process (GO): protein autophosphorylation; phosphorelay signal transduction system
Molecular function (GO): histidine phosphotransfer kinase activity; phosphorelay sensor kinase activity
Source: RefSeq, a predicted model, not a curated record